AUGGUGAAGUGGCACAUUGGCACCUACGCACGUCUGCGUCCUCCUCGACGUGGACAUGACUGUGCCAAGUUCGAUCUCGACCGAGUAGACGACGGUCGGUUCAGCAGGACUGUCAUAGCGUUCCCGCCUUCAGACGACGACGAUUCUCGAAUGCACCUCAAACAGCGCGACGGACUCGACUUCCACUUCAACGACGUGUUUGACCCAAGUAUCUCGCAAGAACAAGUGUUCAACGAAGUCUGCCUGGACAUCGUGUAUAGUGCUUUGGAUGGCUACAACGGAACCAUCCUCGCCUAUGGACAGACUGGCUCGGGUAAAACGUACACGAUUACAGGAGGCGAGCAUUAUGCAGACAGAGGAAUCAUCCCUCGCGUGCUCUCGACGAUUUUUGAGGAGUUUGAGAAGAGACCCAACAUGCGCUACUCGUGUUACAUUUCGUACCUCGAAAUCUACAACGAAAACGUCUACGACUUGCUCGACCGAUCACAUACUGACCGACCAAUCGAGGAGUGGACGAAAGUUCUACUCAUGGACGAUGACGAAGGAGAUAUGCACUUCAGAAAUUUGGGUGUUUUUGAAGCAGUCUCCGAGGAAGAAGCGCUAAAUCUGCUCUUCCUUGGCAACAUGAACCGCGUCACGAGUGACACCCCCAUGAACCAGGCUUCAUCCCGCUCGCAUUCCAUCUUCAGUGUCAUGAUCGAGUCCCGGCCUGUUGAUUCGGAUAUGAUUGUGACGUCGAAGCUUCACCUGGUCGAUCUUGCAGGCUCCGAGCGCGUCUACAAACGCGAUGGCACGCAGCGUAUGCGCUCAGAGGGAAAACACAUCAACCUCUCUCUUCAUCACUUGGAACAGGUGAUCCUAUCGCUACGAAGCAAACGCAACACCGUCUCACGAACGUACCAUAUUCCGUACCGCAACUCGAUGCUCACGUCGGUCUUACGAGGCAGUCUCGGUGGCAAUUGCAAGUCCGUCUUCAUCGCGACGCUGAACCCUGAGAACGACUUUAUAGACGAGUCCAUCUCGACUUGUCGCUUUAUGCAGCGCUGCUCCGAAGUGGCGGUCGAUAUCGCAGUCAACAGUGAAGUGGACACUGAGAAGCGUCUAGAGGCAGUGGAAAAACUCAACGCGGAGCUGGAAGCCACGAACUUCGAGCUGCAGGCUCGCGCCGUGCAGCUUGAAAACGACUUGAAGGCACAAGCUCUUCACUUCGCUAAGCAGGAGGAGCAAUGGGAGCGACGUCUGACGUUGGCUCAAGAAGAGACGCAGGCGGCAAUAGCAGCCGCAAAAAGUGCUCGAGAUCGGUCCGACCAAACUGGCAGAAGGGUGGACUGGAUGCAGUGCGAGGAGAUCGUGGAGAGACUGCUGCUCACAGGAGAUCUGCCACGUGAGGAGCUGGAUAAACCCCGCAGUGUAGGCGAAUUCGAGGAAGCGCGACUACUGUACGAGGCCGUCGCUCAAGGAAUCCGAGAGUUGGGGAUGGCUACAGCGCUCGGUUGUCUCGUAGUCCUCAAGGAAAACACCUUUUUCGCUUCGAACACUGCCGCAGAAUUGCAGGAGCUCAUGAGCAAGCAGACACGGACUGUCGAGGCACUGGAACAGCGGUUGCUGGAGCAAAAGCGCGAGGCUGAGCUACUGAAGGAACAGAUUCAGAGCGUUGCAGAGGCCCAACGAUUCGAGGGCGAACCGAAGACUUCCAUCCCGCGGUCAAAGUCUCACACUGGAGCGCUGCGUAAGCGUCAGCCGUCGCACAGGCGAUCGUCAGCUAGUGCGAGAGGUGGGAGCUCGGGAGAUCGCGAUCCGUCCAACAGCGGAAGCGAUAGUGAAAAUGACAGCGAGGCAUCGGAGAGUCACGAAUACGACCGACCCUCGGCUUCACGUCUUCAACCUCCAGCCUCAAAGCUCGAGUCUUCGUCACGAAAUGGGAAAAGUUCUAAGCGGUCAGAGUACAGCAAUCCAAGCAUCUCGGAGGAAGAUCAGUCUACUGAUGAGAAGGCUACUACCCUUCGAGGUGCUGCUUUGACCACUGACGGGGUGAAAAACCCCGUUGCGCCUCCGCGCAAGUCUGGCAGCGACUUGAUCCGUAAGAGGAUGGAACUCUUACGCAAUGGGAGCUUGUUCGUCAAGUACGGACGAUAUGGGAGGCCGCACGUGCGCUUUGUAUGGUGCUCGGCUGACCUGGAAUACCUCAACUACCGGAAGGUGAACAGCUCUGUACCAAAAGCGACUAUCCCCACGCGGUCGAUUGUGCGGGUGUGCAUCGGUCAAGACACGCGAGUGUUUGACCGUGCGAAGCAACCAGCGCGAGCUCCUCACUGCUUUUCGGUCGAAUACGAAGAGAACCGAACAUUGGAUCUCGAGGUGGGUGCUGUAGUUUGGCAUAAUGGUGGUGGAGUGCCUAAUACUCACGCUACAUGUAUUGUCGUGCUUUGUGUUUCAGAUUGCCGAUGGAGAGAGCCCGGAAGUGAAGAAAACGAAGCGCAGCGACUGGGUGGAAGCCCUGCAGUUCCUCAUCAAGCUGAAAGCAGCUCCUCGUCGACAAGACCUCCCCACCACGCUACGACUCGACCGGAUCAAUUAUCUCCUAGACUAAAGGAAAGCCUGGCGCACUUGAACUUGAAGGCUAAGAUUUAUCGUCAAGAGAUUUCCACUCAAAUUUCUCUCUGUUUUCCUCGAUUAUUGCGGUAG
This is a messenger RNA of Phytophthora sojae, 2685 nucleotides long. RefSeq lists its product as hypothetical. Gene Ontology annotation, molecular function: ATP binding; microtubule binding; microtubule motor activity. Lineage: Eukaryota; Oomycota; Peronosporomycetes; Peronosporales; Peronosporaceae. Bases 1 to 2685 code for a protein of 894 amino acids. Gene Ontology annotation, biological process: microtubule-based movement; mitotic spindle organization. The transcript has 7 exons. The record is from RefSeq and is a predicted model, not a curated record.